AGGCGGUGAUCCUUCUUACAGAUGAUGCAUAAGAUGGUGAUUCCCAUUUCGGGUAGAUCUUCAACUACCCCGUUAUUUCUGAUUGGUCGCUUUGUCCUCAGCUAGUUAGCAACUUGACCGGGGGUGUGGCUUAUCCCAGGGCUCGGUCCAUAGAGCACUCCCUGCGUCGCUUUGCAUGAUCAGAUGCGCGGAAACAUCGUGUUCGAAAGGUCAACGGGCGGAAAUUCGCGAGAUGCAAAGCCUCCCGUGUUGUACGUACAGAACGUCUGGACUAUCGACUUUAGGCACCGACGAAACGAUGUGGGAAGACCUCGUGUUAUUAUAAAAGGAAGGCGAGAGACUACGAUCUUUAGACUCCAAUCGAUCAGUCUCAGACAACAAAGCAUCUAACAACUUAUACACAAUAUCAACAACACUAUCUACUCGAUUCUAAAAUCUUCUAAACCACCACCGCAAAAAUGCAGUUCACUACCUUCCUCGCCGCCGCCGCUGCCCUCGCUUUCGGCGCCAACGCCAACGCCGUCCCUCGUGAUGGUGCCCGUCUCGCCCAGUUCCGUGUCUUCGGCGCCGAGGGUUGCAGCGAGCUGAACCAGGGGUUCUACACUGUCGACGCGUCCGACGCCAACGCUUGCAAGACCUUUGACGGCGUGCCUACUCCCCCCGGCGUUAAGUCCGUCACCUUGGAGGCCAUGAACAGCCCCGCCGCCGACAGCUGCAGCUUCUACGUCUUUACUAACAACAUCUGCACCUCCGGUGCCCAACGUCUUGAGACCGGCACUUGCACCGGCGUCCCCCCGCCCAAUGCUAACUGGGCCUCGUGGAAGAUCAUCUGCUCUGCUGUCUAAUUCCGUUCAUC
Molecule: messenger RNA, 856 nt
Organism: Daldinia vernicosa
Lineage: Eukaryota; Fungi; Ascomycota; Sordariomycetes; Xylariales; Hypoxylaceae
Exons: 2
Coding region: 459-845 (128 amino acids)
Source: RefSeq, a predicted model, not a curated record